Molecule: messenger RNA, 1083 nt
Organism: Fusarium redolens
Lineage: Eukaryota; Fungi; Ascomycota; Sordariomycetes; Hypocreales; Nectriaceae
Exons: 9
Coding region: 1-1083 (360 amino acids)
Source: RefSeq, a predicted model, not a curated record
AUGGAGGACCGACGACCUAUGAUCCUCGGGCUAAAUAUCGCAUUAAUGCUUCUUUCGAUCCUCGCUAUUGCGGCGAGACUUUCCACCCGGGCAUUCAUUGUUAAGAAAAUUGGACCCGAUGACGUUCUGAUUGCGAUUGCAUUUCUUUUUGGCCUGGCACUCUCGACACUCUAUAUGCUCUCAACAAGAUAUGGAGAAGGACUCCAUAUUAAAUACCUGCGACCCGAGAAUGUGCCAACAUACACUCGGGUCAUGUUGUCGUCAGGCUUAAUUUACGGACUCUGUCAGAUGUUUAUUAAGCUAUCCUACCUCACCCUUUACCUGCGCAUCGCCCCUCAUAAGACCUACCGACUGGCUUUAUACGUCUCGAUGGUCCUGGUCUUUGCCUUUGGCAUUUCCACUUCGCUGGUACCUAUGUUGUUAUGUUUGCCUUUCGAGAAACUCUGGCAACCAGAUAUCCCAGGCCAGUGCAUCGACAUAAACGCAUUUUAUAUGUUUAAUACGACCACAAAUAUAGUCUUUAAUAUUGCCAUCUACAUCAUGCCAAUACAGAUCCUCUGGCAUCUAAAUCUACCCAAAAGACAGCGGAUGGGAUUGGUAUUGGUGUUUGCAGUGGGUUUUAUUGUUCUAGUUGCAAGUGUCUUCCGCCUGGUAACUCUUGUGCACCGCGGAGAUAAUACCUGGACGACUGUUGAAUCAUUAAACUGGUCAUCUGUAGAAAUCCAUCUCGCCCUCGUCUUAUCUUGCACCGUGGCAUUUAAGAUACUGAUUCAGAGAUUCCUUCCAGGUGUUCUUAAGAGAACUUCUCGGCCAACAAAGAACAUCAUCUCUCGAGGCUGGCCACGCCGUGCCAAGCACGGUGAAGAUUACGUGCUCCAGUCUGUCGGCCACAAUGAGUCGCGCGCCAACAUUGCCACAAGGGGGGAUUCCAACGAAGCUGAUGAAAUUGGAAGUCAGAACCCAAUUGUCGAAGAUAUGGAGAUGGCCGGAGCUAAGGGGGCAACCUCGUGUCGCUCUUUGAAUUUGAGCAUAGAUGACCAGGUUGGUAGCAGGCAGUUGCCCGCGGAGCAGGGCGGCUGGUAG